AUGUUAACAUCAACAUCAACAAUGCCUUCCACAUCGAUAAACACUUCUAGAAUACCAAGUCCUACCAGUGAUACAUUUGAUGAUAAUCCAAAUAGAUUAACUACAUAUUUGCAUCAGCUUGCUGGAUGCUAUGAAACUGAAAUUAAUGUGCUUGUAAAGGAUCAUUGCUAUGCUCGCCCAUGGAAUUGGAAACCAGAGAAUGUUUAUGUAAAGCCAGUAAAAAAGUUGUUUUUUCCAAAGAAAAAUUUAUCAACGGAAAAAGUUACUCAGGAUGAAGAAAUUAAUAUAGAAGAAGAUGGCAAUGAACCAUUAAUACCACCAAUAGAUUUUACAAGAGCUAGACAUCAAAUGGAUGAACUACAACGGUUAGCAAACUUUGCUCGGCCAGAUGAAAAUGAAGAUUGGGAAGAGAAACUGGAUAAAAUUUUAUGGACACCUGUUCAAAAUCGAAUAUUUACCAAAGUGCUUAAAAUAUUGAAUUCAGAAAGACUUGCAAGGUUAGCUAAAGUAAAUAAUUCAAUAGAACCAAUUUAUCGACGGACAUCAGUUGAUACAGCUGCAAGAAGAUUUCGAGAAACAUUGGCAUCAGCUGGUUGGGAUUGGAGACUUGCACAAUGGUUGCAUAAUUUAUUGUUUGAUCACCUACCCCAAGAAUAUCUUGGAAUUUAUCUUGACAUACUACAAACUUUAAGACUGAAAAUUCCUCAACUUAUUGAUAAGAUGAUUGCUGUGCAACCAAAUAUCAAUGCAAAAACAGGUUCUAUAACAUGGGAAACCCUUGGGUCACUUCUCAGACGAACAUGGGAUCCAGUUACUUUAAGUUUAAAUAGCAACAGACUUAAAAAAUUACCAGGAAACCCAAUUUUAAUAAUUGUACCUUCUGGAGUUGGAUCCAAUAUUUCUACAAGGCAGCAUAAAUGGAUUUCGCAAUUAGGAGCUUUAGGAAUGGUUGUUACUGUUCAUACACAUUUGGGUUUAGCAGCUAAUAGAAUGACUAUGAUGGUGUGCAUUGAUCAAUUAGUUCAAGCUACUAGAACUAAAAUACAAGAUAUUAGAAGUGAUUGUCCUGGUCGACCUAUAAUUCUUGUUGGUUUUAAUACAGGCGCCGCUCUUGCAUGUCAGGUGGCACAAAUGGAACAUGUAACUGCAGUUAUUUGUCUUGGGUUUCCUUUUACAACAGUUGAGGGAAAAAGAGGUGCACCCGAUGAUACAUUAAUGGAUAUUCGAUGUCCGGUAAUGUUUGUCAUAGGACAAAAUGCUACACUUGUAAGACCUGAUGACUUAGAAGACCUUAGAGAAAAAAUGAUGGUUGAAACGAGUUUAGUGAUAGUUGGAACUGCCGAUGAUCAUUUAAGGAUAUCUACUGCAAAAAAAAUAUCAGACGGUAUUACGCAAAAUAUGGUAGACAGAUGUAUUUUGGAUGAAAUUGGAGAUUUUGUAGGCACUAUUCUUUUACAACCACAUCCAUUACCAUUAAGAUCAACGUCACUGUCAAAUUACGAAAAUAAAAACAAUAGAAAAGAGCCACGAAAACGGAGAAACUCAACAAGUAGUUCUGUUGAAAGUGAACCUAAUUCUCCCACUAUAAAAAAAUCUCGACCAAAUACACCCAUUUCAUCGGUAGUAUCUGUUGGACAAAAUACACAGUCAGGUACAAUUUCACGAGUAGGAGCAUUUGGUACGCAACCAAACUUAAUUGCAGUGAGCGGAGCACAUACAAAUCAUACACAGACUGUAAAACGGAAACCUCGUGUUAUUGGUAAUCAAAAGGGUCAUUUUAUGGAGCACUUAAUAACGUCCAGACUUUCCGGACAGUCAAAUUCGAGUUCAGAUAAUGGCGGUAUAACGUUAAAUAUUGGUUCACUAGCAAGUUUAGCACCAAUUGGUCCAAUACGUUUAGCCCCAGCAUCAUCAGGUCAAGCUGUAACUACAGCAAUUAAAAAUAUUUCUAAGUCAUCAAUUGUGUCAACUAAAGUGCCUAAAAUUGUACCAACAAAUGUGCAAUUACAGAACGUUUCAAAAAUGAAAGCAAUUGUAUCGACGAAUAAAGCUUUUUCUAAAGUAAUAUCAAACAACUAUAGGCAUUUCAAUAUUCCUGACAAGAAUGGAGAUACAAAACUAGUUAAUGUUUUAACAACAUCAGGAAAUCAAAUUAGAGUUAAUACUCCAACUACUGCAGCGGUACAUAGUAAACCUGCGAUUGGUACAUCAAAUGGAACUUUAUCAAAUAUUUUACAAAACGGCAAAAAUUCUCUUACUCUCACUACUAGCUCAUCGUCCGCGCGUAUAUCUGCAGCUUCCAGUAUUUUACUAACACCAAACAAUUCUGUGGCAACUAGUGUAGCAUCAACCACGUCGUCGAUAUCAAAAGUGAUGGACGACAUGGCACCAACAAGUAGCUCUUCGCAUGUGAUGCUCAGUUCUGCUCAUUCAUUGGACACAUUCAAGAUGUCACAAUUACCUCGACAAGUAACAACCUGUAAUAACAACGAUAACUCUCAUAAUACAUCAUGUGGGAAUAUAAUUAUGGUUGAAAGUUCCCUUAAUGCUAAACCUGCUUGUUCAUCAGUGAUAGUACCAUUAAGCAGUCAUAGCACAGGAACUAUUUUACCACUGUCUAACAAACUAAAAGUUACACAUAAAUCUACUAAAACAAUGCCAAAGAUUACAGUUAACACAUCUAAUUUACAAAGAAUUCAUAAACCUCAAACAGUACAGAAGAAUUCUCUUGUAGAUGAGAUUGAUGAUGAACUAGGAAACAUACUAGACAUACCAAUAAUCUUUGCAAAAGAUGAUGAUAAUUUAAAUUCUAUUGAGAAAAAUCCAUCUUUAUCUCAAGCUAUACCUAUAGAUGUUCGUGAAAAGAGCACACCUAAAUUAAGCAGUAAUACUAAAGUUGUUCUGAUAAGUAACAAACAAGAUAAGUUACAACAAACAACUAACAAAUUUGUGACACCCACCCAAACUAUUAUAUGCCCUAAUGUAGCUGUACAAAAUUUAAAUCAUGUAAUAUUGCAGACAAAAUCUCAAAAUCCUACUUUAUCCAAAACUAAAGCUACAAUUCCAAUACAAACUCGUUCAAAUCAACCCACUGUUAAAUAUACAAAAAUAAUUUUAGCAAAAAGAAAUUCUCAGUUAGCCCAUCAAAAUGAUAAAAAUGAACAAGUCAUUGUAACAAAAACAAUCGACAAAAUUAAUACACCUAAAUUGCUAAAUUUUGAUAAAAAUGAACAUAGGUAUGCACAAAUCGCACCAAAACAAUCAACAAGGAACGAAAAUAAUAUUCUGGAUGAAGCAUUAGAAAUAGAAGAUGCUAUAAAAAUGAAUAUUAUAGAACGUAAACAUAUACCUGUGCAGAGAGUUGAUUUACCAUCACAAACAAUUGACAAUGUUAAGGAAAUAUUGACUGAAACAAACUUAAAUGUAAUUGAAGAAAGUAAUUCAGAAUGUACCAAAAUCGAUGAUGUAAUAAACUUGCAAAUAUAA
Molecule: messenger RNA, 3486 nt
Organism: Habropoda laboriosa
Lineage: Eukaryota; Metazoa; Arthropoda; Insecta; Hymenoptera; Apidae
Gene: Rcd1
Product: KAT8 regulatory NSL complex subunit 3
Exons: 7
Coding region: 1-3486 (1161 amino acids)
Biological process (GO): positive regulation of transcription by RNA polymerase II
Cellular component (GO): NSL complex
Source: RefSeq, a predicted model, not a curated record